This is a messenger RNA of Melanotaenia boesemani (Boeseman's rainbowfish), 2027 nucleotides long. RefSeq names its product heterogeneous nuclear ribonucleoprotein H-like. NCBI's taxonomy places the organism in Eukaryota, Metazoa, Chordata, Actinopteri, Atheriniformes, Melanotaeniidae. The transcript is spliced from 11 exons. The record is from RefSeq and is a predicted model, not a curated record. Gene Ontology annotation, molecular function: RNA binding. Bases 142 to 1275 code for a protein of 377 amino acids. Gene Ontology annotation, cellular component: ribonucleoprotein complex; nucleoplasm. Gene Ontology annotation, biological process: regulation of RNA splicing.
GCGCGUUUAUAUUUCCUGAAUGGGGGAUGGCUGGAGAAUCCUGGCAACACUGUGUAAGGUCUCUCAGCUGCAUCACAUAGGUCCUAUCAUACAAACUCCGGCGUGUAACAUUUUUUGCUUGAUCAGGCAUUGUGACCAGUCAUGGCUGAUGAGGGAUAUGUUGUGCGAAUCAGGGGUCUUCCUUGGUCCUGUUCAGUGGAUGAAGUGCAGAGGUUUUUCUCAGGAUGUAAAAUUCUUAACAGUGGAGGGGGAAUCCACUUCACCUACACAAGAGAGGGGCGUCCCAGUGGAGAGGCAUUUGUAGAACUGGAGACAGAAGACGACCUGAAGAUUGCAGUGAAGAAGGACAGAGAAACUAUGGGUCACAGAUACGUAGAGGUGUUUAAAUCGAACAAUGUUGAGAUGGAUUGGGUUAUGAAGCACACUGGCCCAAAUUGCCCAGAGACAGCAGGAGAUGGGCUUGUGCGGCUCCGAGGCCUUCCCUUUGGCUGCAGCAAGGAGGAGAUCGUCCAGUUUUUCUCAGGGUUGGAAAUCGUGCCAAAUGGGAUAACAUUGCCGGUGGACAUCCAGGGGAGGAGUACGGGGGAGGCCUUCGUGCAGUUUGCUUCACAGGAUAUAGCUGAAAAGGCUCUAAAGAAACACAAGGAAAGAAUAGGGCACAGGUACAUUGAGAUCUUCAAGAGUAGCCGCGCUGAGGUGCGGACUCAUUACGAACCCCAGAGGAAGCCUAUGGGCAUGCAGAGACCGGGCCCCUAUGACCGGCCGUCUGGUGGUCGUGGCUACAACAUGAUGGGCAGAGGGGGAUCCUAUGACAGAAUGCGUCGAGGAGGCUACGGAGGAGGUGUGUCAGACGGACGGUAUGGAGAUGGUGGCUCUUCCUUCCAGAGCACAACAGGCCACUGUGUUCACAUGAGGGGCCUGCCAUACAGAGCUACAGAGACAGACAUCUACAAUUUCUUCUCUCCACUGAACCCUGUGCGGGUCCAUAUUGAGAUCGGCCCAGAUGGACGGGUAACUGGGGAGGCAGAUGUAGAGUUUGCAACGCACGAAGAUGCUGUGGCAGCCAUGUCCAAAGACAAAGCCAACAUGCAGCACCGAUAUGUGGAGCUGUUCUUGAACUCAACAGCAGGUGGUAGUAAUGGAGCCUAUGGCAGCCAAAUGAUGGGUGGCAUGGGAAACCAAUCAUCUUACAGCGGUGGCCAGCUGAGCUCAGGGUACUCUGGAGGGUACAGCAGUCAAGGAAAUAUGGGUGGCUACAGUGACUAUAUUAGGUAACCAGGGCGGAAUGGGAAGCAGUUACUACGGCAGCGGAGGAGGAGGAGGAAGCAGAGGCUCAAUGAAUGGACUUGGUGGGGGAUGGGGAAUGUAGAUGUUUUUUGUUUUAUUUUCUUCCCUUAAUUUUGAUGACUUUUAACUCAGCAUUUUGCUGGAUGGACUGGAAAUGUCACCUUGUAAACAUAGACUAGUCAGGUUAAGUUUUGAAAAUGGAGGGGUAGGAUUUGUAACUUCUUUUUUUAAGUGGAUGAGCUUCAGAGAGAAGUGAGAUCUGUUGUCAUAAGAAACUGUCUGAAGUGUUGUCUUCCCCAUUCCUCACAGAUCUGACACAUUACAGAAACCUUGCUUUAAAUUUCCAAAUUACCCAGAAGUUUGCUGUUCUGUUAUUGUUCUCAACUCUUUCUAAAGGUGAACACUUCGUGUGCUGGUUGAUUUAACAAGUUUCAAAGUGUGAGUGCAUGAGCAGAAAAAUUACAAAUGUCUGAUAUCCUCUGAUAUUUUACACCUCAUUUCUGCUUAAUGUUUAGCCUUUUUUUUGUUUGUUUGUUUCCAGUUAAGAUGUUAAUCUGAAUUUGACCCUUCACGUGGUCCAAGCGUGUUUUUUUUCUACAGUUUGACUGUUAGAGCAGUUGUGGAUGAAGGCUGCAUCAAGAGAAAAUGAAUUUAAAAUCUGUUGCCAUUGAAGGUUUUUACCGCUUCAAAAUGCUAUUUGUAUUUUCUGUGCACAAAGUGAAUAAACUAGUCUGGAAUAU